Menidia menidia (Atlantic silverside) is the source of this 5530-nucleotide messenger RNA. The record is from the annotation of a GenBank genome assembly. NCBI's taxonomy places the organism in Eukaryota, Metazoa, Chordata, Actinopteri, Atheriniformes, Atherinopsidae.
CUGUGGGGACCGGAUCCGCGGGCACCGGCCGGGGGGCGCGCGGCCCGCCCCCGUCACUUGGUUCCGCCCAGCCUGGCCGAAGCGCCGCGCCGUGCCGUGCCGUGCCGCGCCGCGCCGUGCCCAUUAUCCCUGCUGCUGCUGCUGAGGAGGGAGCAGGAGGAUGCUGGCCGCCCCUCCAUGAAGCCUGAGCCAGUGUCCGGCCGCCGGACCGCUGCCCUGCACUACGGAUGCUCAGAACCCUGCUCGCCAUGGACGUGCUUUAUCUGGUGUGGAUGCUGCCCUCGGUGCUGGCGGUGGAAGCAUGAGCUGAGGCAGGAGCUGGCGGAGUGUACAGACUCCAAAAGAAGGAAACUGGAGGCAGGACUGCAGGAGAAUGCCCUGCUCAGUCUUGAAGUACUAAUGGACUCAACAACAGCAACGGCUGAGCUAGGCUGGACCAUCUACCCAUCACAGGGGUGGGAAGAAGUCAGUGGAUAUGAUGAAAAGAUGAACACCAUUCGAACAUACCAGGUAUGCAAUGUCUUUGACAACAGCCAAAACAACUGGAUACGCACCAAGUACAUCCGCCGGCGUGGCGCCCAGCGCAUCCACGUCCAGAUGAAGUUUUCAGUGCGCGACUGCAGCUCCAUACCCAACGUCCCCGGCUCCUGCAAGGAGACCUUCAACCUCUACUACUAUGAGUCGGACUCUGACGGGGCCACGAAGUCGUCCCCGGCCUGGAUGGAGAACCCCUGGGUGAAGGUGGACACCAUCGCGGCCGAUGAAAGCUUCUCUCAGGUGGACCUGGGUGGCCGAAUAAUGAAGAUCAACAGUGAAGUCCGAAGCUUUGGGCCCGUCUCACGGAACGGCUUCUACCUGGCCUUCCAGGAUUACGGAGCCUGCAUGUCUCUCAUUGCGGUGCGAGUCUUCUACAGGAAAUGCCCGCGCGUGGUCCAGAACGGCGCGGUCUUUCCUGAGACCCUGUCUGGGGCAGAGAGCACCUCUCUGGUGGCAGCCAGGGGCAUGUGUGUUCCCAACGGGGAGGAGGUGGACGUGCCCAUCAAGCUGUACUGUAAUGGCGACGGGGAGUGGAUGGUCCCCAUCGGGCGCUGCAUGUGCAAAGCCGGCUUCGAGGCGCUGGAGAAUGGCACCGUGUGCAGAGCGUGUAUGUCCGGGUUCUUCAAGGCUGCGCAAGGAGAGCACAAAUGUCUGCAGUGCCCCAUGAACAGCCGAACCAUCAGCGAGGGAGCCACUAACUGUGUGUGUCGCAGCGGCUACUACCGCACCGACGCCGACCCUCCACAGAUGCCCUGCACCACCGUUCCAUCAGCCCCACAAAACGUCAUCUCGAUUGUCAAUGAGACUUCCCUGAGGCUGGAGUGGAGCCCGCCAAAGGAGGGUGGGGGUCGGGAGGACGUGGUCUACAACAUCAUAUGUAAGAGCUGCGGCAGUGGGCGCGGCAGCUGCACGCGCUGUGGGGACAACGUCCAGUUUGAGCCCCGCCAGCUGGGACUGACCGACACCCGGGUCCACAUCAGCGACCUGCUGGCCCACACCCUCUACACCUUUGAGAUACAGGCCGUGAACGGAGUGUCGGACCAGAGUCCGUAUUCCCCCCAGUACACGUCUGUCAACAUCACCACCAACCAGGCCGCACCAUCAGCAGUGUCAAUCAUCCACCAGGUUAGCAGGAGUCCUAACAGCAUCACUCUGUCCUGGUCUCAGCCUGAUCAGCCCAACGGGGUCAUUCUGGACUACGAGCUGCAGUUCUAUGAGAAGAACCAAGCGGAGUGGAAUGCGUCUCUGACCCGGAGUCAGACUAACACCGCGGUAGUGCGGGGCCUGAUGCCUGGGACUAUCUACGUCUUUCAGGUUCGGGCUCGGACCGUUGCUGGCUUUGGACGCUUCAGUGGCAAAAUGUACUUCCAAACCAUGACUGAUGAAGAAUAUAACUCCAGCAUACAGGAGAAGCUCCCGCUGAUCAUUGGUUCAUCUGCUGCAGGAGUGGUCUUUAUCAUCGCCAUCACCGUCGUCAUAAUCGUUUGUCGCAGCAGGAGAAGUUCAGACAGACCAGAAUCAGAGUACACCGACAAACUCCAACAUUACACCAGUGGUCACAUGUCACCAGGAAUGAAGAUCUACAUCGAUCCCUUCACCUAUGAAGAUCCAAAUGAGGCUGUCAGAGAGUUUGCCAAAGAAAUUGACAUUUCCUGUGUUAAAAUAGAGCAAGUGAUUGGUGCAGGUGAGUUUGGGGAGGUAUGCAGUGGAAACCUCAGGCAGCCUGGAAAGAGAGAGAUCCUGGUGGCCAUUAAGACACUGAAGGCAGGCUACACUGAGCGCCAGAGGAGGGACUUCCUGAGUGAAGCAUCCAUCAUGGGCCAGUUCGACCACCCCAACAUCAUCCAUCUGGAGGGAGUGGUGACCAAGAGCAGCCCUGUGAUGAUCAUUACAGAGUUCAUGGAGAAUGGCUCCCUUGACUCCUUCCUCAGGCAAAAUGAUGGGCAGUUCACCGUGAUCCAGCUGGUGGGAAUGCUGCGUGGCAUCGCAGCAGGAAUGAAAUACCUCUGUGACAUGAACUAUGUCCAUCGAGACCUGGCAGCAAGGAACAUUCUGGUCAACAGCAACCUGGUGUGCAAAGUGUCCGACUUCGGCCUGUCCCGCUUCCUCGAGGAUGACACUUCAGACCCCACCUACACAAGUGCACUGGGAGGAAAGAUUCCCAUCCGGUGGACAGCUCCAGAAGCCAUUCAGUAUAGGAAGUUUACCUCAUCCAGUGACUGCUGGAGCUAUGGCAUAGUCAUGUGGGAGGUUAUGUCAUAUGGAGAAAGGCCCUACUGGGACAUGAGUAAUCAAGACGUGAUCAAUGCCAUAGAACAGGACUACAGGUUGCCCCCGCCCAUGGACUGUCCCAGUGCGCUGCAUCAGCUGAUGCUGGACUGCUGGCAGAAAGACCGAAACAAUCGGCCCAAGUUCAGCCAAACCGUCAGCACCCUGGAUAAGAUGAUUCGCAACCCCAACAGCCUGAAAGCCAUGACCCCCCAGUCCUCCAGGUACGGCCGGCAGGCUGCCCUGACCCACAGCCCUCACGAGUCAGAGCCCUCAUUUGUCUUCUUUCUGUCCUCCAGCGUUCACUUACCUCUUCUAGAUCGCAGCACUCCAGACUUCUCCUCCUUCAGCACGGUGGAUGACUGGCUGGAAGCCAUUAAGAUGGGGCAGUACAAGGAGAACUUCACCAGCGAAGGCUUCACCAGCUUCGACGUGGUGUCUCAGAUGAGCAUGGAGUACGAUAAGUCCCUUUAUUUCCUUGUUGUCAACCAGAUAAAUCCCACGAGAAGGGGAUAUCGCCCGGGUGGGGGUGACACUGGCUGGCCACCAAAAGAAGAUCCUGAACAGCAUCCAGUCCAUGAGGGCACAGAUGAACCAGAUCACCUCAGUGGAGGUGUGAUCUCAGAGACGGGCUCCACUCUCAGUAGGAGAACCCAGGAGCCACCCACCCUGCUUUCUCCUGAGCUUCUGAGGAAGGCUGAUGACUGCCUCACAGACUGAGACUUCAAUCCAACCUCAGGUCCACCCUCCCACCAGACUCUCCCCAGAGGGCUCCAGUAGUGGGCAGCGCGCCUGUCGCUGCUGCUGCAUGUUCAGGAAGCAGCCGUGCUUUGGGGUUGAUGUCCUCCUAAUCCUGUCGUAGGAUUCCUCCCUGUGUGUCUCCUAAAUGUGGCAUGACCACCAGCACCUGAUUACGUCACUCCCAGAGUUGGCCUUGCGACAAAUUGUUAUAAAAGAGCCUAAUAUGUGUCGAUUGAGUUUUGUGAAUUAGACGUGCAUGGUCCCCCAUGCAAAGCAGCACAGUCCAGCGUAAUUAGCCCCGCCGAGCACACCGAUUCCCAAACGCCAGCUGGCCACCUCGGCCUUUCAGUCCGAGGAUUCUGGGGCCGUGCCACACGGUGCUUCUGCUGUCCUCAUGCUGGAGAAGGAAGAACACAGGAUGAGGGCAGGAGCCCGGCGGUCUGAUAUUCUCCACUUCAGAGCUAAACGGGUGUUUUCUCUGAAAGUCUUACACGCUCUUCCUGUCCGAUGAUUUUGUUAGAAAGGAGCUCUUGCUGUAUUUAUCCCCGAGGCCCAAGAUACCGGACACAUCCAUAGACCUUCAGAGCAUUGGGAUAUCUGACUCCAGUUAGCCCCCAGAGGUAUUCAUGAAGUCAGCUUUUGAAAGCAUCGUUUAGGCUUUUGGAGGCACCUUGUCCCUUCCAGAGGAACCCCUGUGAGAGCCCGUGUCUUCAUGGUGAAUACGAUGUGAGAAGACUGUUGUCCUUGAUGGAGAGAAGUGCUGACUCUUACAGGAGCUCCCCUCGAAUAGCAGAGUAGCUUCCAAAACCCCGAACGACGUCUCACAUUCAGCCAAGACAUGUCUAAGGGUCUCGUUCCAAUGACAGGAGCUUUUUUUCCACUUACAAGAAAAGACAGCGGACGAGAGCGUUUUUCACACAAACGUUGGCUUUAGGAUUUUUGGGCACACCUUUGACUGCACAUUUAAACAAACUUUGCACAUAAUUUAUUCCAUAUUAUUUUUCCACGAAAACAUGAUGCAUCAAUAUUUGGGCGCAUCAGAACUAAUUUGGUUUUCUGUAUUUUUCAUGCGGAUAAAAAUUAUUUUUGGCCAAAUACGGCCAUGCACUUCCUUUAAUGAGAAGUAUUUAGCUACGAAAACAUCUCAUCAGGUCAGAUGGGGACCAGCAUGGUAAGCACAGGUCUAAUUUCCUCUCCGACCACCUGAAUUCUAAAAUAAUUAUUGCUCAGUGACUAUAUUACCAAGCUUUAAAACAGUGUGUUUACUUCAGAGCAUUAAGUCAAAUCCUAAACGGAACAAAUCCGUAUCAGUCUUAUUGAUCCGUGGCCUGAUCAUGAUGUUCCAAGAGUCCUAAAACCCCCCUGAACCAGCCCCAUGAUUUAGGUGAAAUUCUCCAUGUUGGAUGCCACCAUCAGCUCAGCCUGGACUGUCCCCCGUCUCUGCUUCCACCUUUUGCUUCAUCUGGACGCGCCUUAGUUUCUGACCAUCAGAGCGGGAGUCCACGCUCUUUGCUUCCUGCCGCCACACGCUGGGCCCUCUGUCUCCACCUGACUGACCGUCCCCGUACCCCCCCCCCACCAGCACCGACAUGCAGUGUGGUUUGAGGAGGCACAGGACCAGAGAGCCCUUUCUGAAACUGUGAAUUUUUUUAAAUGUUAUGCACCUACAUGCACACUUUAUAUUGACAGAAGUGAAUCCUUCCCCUGGGGUCAUGUGAUGCCUGAGUGGUUCUCUCUGUCCUCAGGACAUGUGGCAUGGUGAAUCUCUUCCUCCCUCUGUGUGAGCACUAACGCCCUUAACCGUUCACUGUUGCUGUUCCCGAGGACCCGGUCCUGUUUGUAAAUGUUUUGAGACCUCGCAGACUUAGCAUCAAACUCCUUUUAUGACCACACUCAGCAGCACACCCCAGUCUUUCCUCUCAGCCGACCAUUUAAAAAAGACUUUUUGAGAACAACCAAAAAAAAAAAAAAAGGAUGCGGACAU